GCUCAGGUAAUGUUAGAUGAGUGCUUUAACUCUCUUUAUUUGAAUAUAUUGUCUUCUGGUAAAAAAUGUUCCUCAAACCCAUCUCUGUAUUCAACUCUUACUGUCGCAGAUGCUCUUGUCUACAGUGCAGAAGUCACAUUUCAAAUAACUUUAUCUACCCUCCUCUUGUGUGAGUCUCAAACAGUGGUGGUAGGUGGGCUCUGGAAUUGCCAGUAAAUAAAACUGAUUUCAUCUUUGCUUUAGCUUCCCAUUACUCCUUUGAUUUUCUCGUGCUAACAGAGACCUGGAUAUCUCCACAGAACACUGCUACAUCAGCUGCUUUAUCCUCUGCCUAUGCUUUCUCUCACUCACCACAAAAAAUAAGCAGGGGUGGUGGUUAUUGUCAAGGAGAUGGUGUUUUACACUUCUCCUCUUGUCUCAUUUAACCAUCUCCUCUUUUGAAUUCCAUGCCAUUUGAGUCACCUCUCCAAUCAACCUUGUUAUCAUUGUUGUCUACUGCCCUCCUGGUCCCCUAGGAGACUUCCUGGAAGAAAUGGACACAUUUCCCCCCUAACUCUUCUGGACUCCUUUGUCCUUACACUCAACAGCUACAUCCCCACACACAAAGGAAGCAGUGUCCUGGACCUGGAUUUCACCCGUCUUCCCCCAGCUACAGACAUGACUGCUACCCCACUACACCUCACCGAUCAUCACCUUCUAUCCUUCACCAUCACUACCUACCUAAAACUAUCCUACCUAAAACUGCCCCCUCGCUCUUACCUGCCACAACUUCCACUCUGUCUCCCCUUCCUCUGUAGCUUCUGGCACAUUUUUGUUUCUCUUCCUGAUCCUGAGUCUUUUUCCUCACUACUCUUGGAUUCAGCUACAGAUAAUUUCCUCUCCUCUCUUUCCUCAACCAUGGACUUUCUCUGCACUUUGUUCACUAACGUUUUAUCGAGCACAUUUUGUAUCGCUAUCGAUUACGUGUCUAUCGCGAUACAUAUUUUUAUCGUUUUAUUUCCUCGUGUCAGGCGUUAUGUAUAAAUAAAAUUGUACAGUUUCUUAAUUUUUCUUGAAUCAAAUUCUUCUGCAGUAUGUUGGUGAAAGUGAACGGGCAGUUCGCCAGGUGUUCCAGAGAGCACAAAACGCUGCCCCCUGUGUCAUCUUUUUUGACGAGAUUGAUGCCCUUUGCCCCAGACGUUCUGGCCAUGAGUCAGGAGCCAGUGUACGUGUGGUAAACCAGUUGCUGACCGAGAUGGAUGGGUUGAAGAAGCGUCGCCAAGUUUUUAUCAUGGCUGCCACCAACCGGCCAGAUAUCAUAGAUCCAGAAGUCAUUCGACCGGGCCGCUUGGACAAAGUGUUGUAUGUCGGUUUCCCUCCAGCAGAAGACAGGCACGCAAUAUUGCUCGCUAUUACCAAGGGAGGAACUAAACCUCGCCUGGACUUGGAUGUGAGCUUGAGGGAAAUUGCACAUGACCAGCGCUGCGACGGUUUCACUGGGGCAGACUUGUCAGCACUGGUGAGAGCGGCUUCGGUUGAGGCAUUAAAUGCCCAUCUCCAUAUACCACAUGCAGGGCACACAUUCUCCUCCGAGUCUGUUAAAGACAUUAGAGUCAGCCGGCAGGAUUUUGAGGAGGCUUUUAAGAAGCUGCGGCCGUCCGUCUCCAAAAAGGACCGGCUCAUGUACGAGAAUCUGCGUGAAUCUCUCACCGGGCAGUAGCCGAGCGGACGGAGAGUGUUGCUUUUUCCUGUUAAAAUAAACAUUUUUUGGAGUUCA
Molecule: messenger RNA, 1756 nt
Organism: Tachysurus vachellii
Lineage: Eukaryota; Metazoa; Chordata; Actinopteri; Siluriformes; Bagridae
Product: nuclear valosin-containing protein-like
Exons: 7
Coding region: 1235-1699 (154 amino acids)
Biological process (GO): ribosome biogenesis
Cellular component (GO): nucleus
Molecular function (GO): ATP hydrolysis activity; RNA binding; preribosome binding
Source: RefSeq, a predicted model, not a curated record